UACUUCUCACCACAUGCUCUUCUUCCUAUUCCCGUAUUUACAGGCGACUGAUGCGUUAGACGUUCUCCAACAAAUUAAAUUGUGCACGCAACACCAAUAUUAUACUUCCAUCCACUCUCCACUUCAAUUCCCUCGCCCCCUCAAUCCCCGCCCAUGACUAUCCCUCCCAAGGACGACCCCGUCCUCACGGACAGCCACCGCGACGAGGACGCCGGCGCUGCUUUCGUCCUUCAGUCUAAAGGUCAGUGGUGGCAUGCGGGGUUCCAUUUGACGACGGCGAUCGUCGGACCCGUCAUACUCACGCUGCCUUACGCCUUUAGAGGAUUGGGAUGGGGAUUGGGGUUCUUUUGCUUAACGACGAUGGGCGUCGUUACCUUUUACUCCUACUUCCUCAUGUCCAAGGUGCUCGAUCACUGUGAGAAAUCCGGCCGCCGUCACAUCCGUUUCCGCGAGCUUGCGGCCGACGUCUUGGGUUCUGGAUGGAUGUUCUAUUUUGUAAUAUUUAUUCAAACGGCAAUCAACACUGGGAUUGGUGUGGGGGCAAUUUUGCUUGCGGGCCAAUGCCUUGAGAUCGUGUAUUCCAACCUAUCGCCGCAUGGGUCCCUCAAAUUGUACCAUUUUAUAGCAAUGGUGACAGUGGUAAUGAUAGUUCUCUCUCAGCUUCCAACCUUCCAUUCUCUUCGACACAUCAACAUGUGUUCUCUGCUUCUCAGCCUCGGCUACAGUUUCCUGGUGGCUGCGGCUUGCAUUUACGCAGGUUUAUCAGCAAAGAGCAAUUCGACGGACUAUUCCCUGGAACCCAGAAUGUCUGCGCGGGUUUUUAGUGCCUUCACUUCCAUCUCUAUAAUUGCAUCUAUAUUUGGGAAUGGAAUACUGCCCGAGAUACAAGCAACUCUAGCACCACCUGCAACUGGAAAGAUGGUCAAAGGGCUUUUCAUGUGUUAUGCUGUGAUUUGCGUGACUUUCUACUCUGUUGCAGUGUCUGGAUAUUGGGUGUUUGGAAACAAGUCCAAUUCAAACAUUCUUAAGAGUCUGAUGCCAGAUGAGGGACCUUCUUUAGCUCCAACGUGGGUUCUUGGCCUUGCUGUCAUCUUUGUUCUCCUUCAACUCUUCGCAAUUGGCCUGGUUUAUUCUCAAGUGGCUUAUGAGAUAAUGGAGAAAAAAUCAGCUGAUGUGAGGCAGGGGAUGUUUUCCAAGAGAAAUCUCAUCCCUCGCCUAAUUCUUCGGACAAUUUACAUGGUACUAUGUGGGUUUGUGGCAGCCAUGCUUCCAUUUUUCGGGGACAUCAAUGGUGUGGUUGGUGCUCUUGGUUUCAUUCCUCUCGAUUUUGUACUUCCUAUGCUUCUAUACAACAUGACGCACAAGCCUCUAAAAUCAUCCUUCACCUAUUGGAUCAACAUUUCAAUCAUAAUCGUCUUCACAGGUGCAGGAAUCAUGGGCGCAUUCUCUUCCAUAAGGAAACUGGUUUUUGAUGCCAACCAAUUUAAACUCUUUAGCAGUGAUGUUGUUGAUUAAGCAGAUGUGUACAUAAAUUUUAAUACAGCAACCACACCAAAUCUGCUUUACAUCUCUGGCUUGCCUAGUACAUAUAGCUCAUUCUAGGUUCUGAAACACAAGACAGAGCUGAAAGACAAAGCACCAUUGUUGUACGAUUAAUGCUAGGAUCAAUAAAGGGAGCCUGCAACUAUAGAGUCGUUAAUUCUUUAGAAACUUGAGAGAAGGCAGUAUCAGUUAUUCAGUUAUGUGCAUUCGAUGGAAACUCGAAUGUGUUGGUUUUGCAUUAUAUUUUAUGUGUGUC
Messenger RNA from Prosopis cineraria, 1798 nucleotides. Its product is annotated as probable GABA transporter 2. Bases 154 to 1515 code for a protein of 453 amino acids. The record is from RefSeq and is a predicted model, not a curated record. Gene Ontology annotation, cellular component: plasma membrane. The transcript is spliced from 7 exons. Lineage: Eukaryota; Viridiplantae; Streptophyta; Magnoliopsida; Fabales; Fabaceae.